Arthroderma uncinatum is the source of this 690-nucleotide messenger RNA. RefSeq names its product LysM domain-containing protein. Lineage: Eukaryota; Fungi; Ascomycota; Eurotiomycetes; Onygenales; Arthrodermataceae. The transcript is spliced from 2 exons. The coding region runs from base 1 to 690 and encodes 229 amino acids. The record is from RefSeq and is a predicted model, not a curated record.
AUGCAGCUCAACUACCUUCUUACCCUGGCAUUGCUCCCGGAGCUCCUCGUUGCCAGAGUUCUCCUCCCCCGUGGAGAUUCCUGUUCCCACUUUGCAAUCGCCAACAAGGGAGAUACGUGUGAGAGCUUCUCUAAGACCUGGGUCAUGACCGUUGCCAACCUCAAGGCAUUGAAUCCUGGUAUCAACUGUCUGGACUUGGAGGCUGAUAAGGAGUACUGUGUUACCCCUAUCGUCCCGCGGGGUGCACCAACAACUACUGGCACACCUACCCCUACGACUACCUCGGUUCCCUUCCCUUCCCCUACCCUGCCGGGCCUCGCGAAGGACUGUGAUAAGUUCCAUAAAAUCGUGCCUUAUGACUACUGCGACAAAAUCCAGACGAUGUACAACAUCAGCACUGCCCAGUUUAGGGAAUGGAACCCUUACAUUAACUCCUACUGCAGUAACCUCUUGCCAGACUACUACGCUUGUGUUCACGUUCCCGGCACCAUCAUGACGCCUAUUCCGCAGCCACUGAUGCCUGGUGUCGUGGCCAAUUGCACAAAGUACCAUUUGACGAAGGAGGGUGAGACCUGCUUCAGCAUUACCCAGGAAGCAGGUAUCACGUUUGAUCAAUUCAGAUCCUGGAACACAGAGGUUGGAGCGUAUUGUAACAUAUGGCUUAACUACUAUGUCUGUAUUGGAGUCUAA